Molecule: messenger RNA, 1524 nt
Organism: Penicillium odoratum
Lineage: Eukaryota; Fungi; Ascomycota; Eurotiomycetes; Eurotiales; Aspergillaceae
Product: folic acid synthesis protein
Exons: 3
Coding region: 1-1524 (507 amino acids)
Biological process (GO): tetrahydrofolate biosynthetic process
Cellular component (GO): mitochondrial envelope
Molecular function (GO): dihydropteroate synthase activity; 2-amino-4-hydroxy-6-hydroxymethyldihydropteridine diphosphokinase activity
Source: RefSeq, a predicted model, not a curated record
AUGGGCAAUCCAGUGGUUAUGCCUUUGGCCGAUGGAAAUGCUCAGGCAAAGCGCUCUGGUGCCAUAUCCUACUUGAAAUCAUACGCAAGGCGUCUUUCAAGCGGGUCCUCGCCACAGUCAACGUCAGGCUUGAACUCCACAAAUGGAGUCCACGGAAUGCAUCGAGCUUUUAUUGCAUUGGGUAGCAAUGUAGGAGAUCGUGUUGAGAUGAUUGAAAAGGCUUGUCUGGAGCUGGAUCGAGCCAAAAUUAAAGUCAAGAGAACAAGCUCACUCUUUGAGACGACUCCGAUGUAUGUGCUUGAUCAAGACACGUUUCUCAAUGGAGUCUGCGAGGUUGAAACUAGUCUCUCUCCAAUGGAGCUUUUAGAUACGAUCCAAUCCAUUGAGAUCGAGCUGGGCCGAAAGAAGUUGAUUGAUAAGGGCCCGCGUUCAAUUGAUUUGGACAUCCUAUUGUACGAUCAAGAGAUUUUUGCCCAUGAACGGCUCAAUGUUCCACACAACCUCAUGUUAGAUCGGGAUUUUGUGCUCCGGCCUCUUUGUCAAUUAAUACCUCAUGAACGGCCGCCCCAAUCUGGAAAAAACGCACUUACAUUUAGCGAGCAUCUUAAGGCCCUUCCGCCUCCAGAGCCAACACCAUACUCGACAACGCCCAUCUCGCCACAUUUCCCAAAUCUCUAUGCAACUGAUCCCAAACGCCCCACUCACGUCAUGGCAAUCCUCAAUUUGACCCCCGACUCUUUCUCCGAUGGUGGCACCCACUCCCCUAAUGACUUCACUCAACUCACCGAAACAGUCCGCGCCUUCAUCGCCCAGGGCGCAACGAUCAUCGACGUCGGUGGCGAGAGCACCCGCCCCGGCUCAACGCCAGUGGGUGCAGAGGAGGAGAUCGCCAGAGUAGCACCCGCAAUUCAACACAUCCGCAAGAACAUCCCAGAGGCUGCCAACAUCGCUAUCAGUAUUGACACCUACCGCGCCGCCGUGGCCGAAGCAGCCUGUGCCGCGGGUGCAGACAUCAUCAACGAUGUCUCUGCGGGUCUUCUCGACCCAGAAAUGCUCCCCACCGCAGCCCGUCUCGGCAAAUCCAUUAUCCUCAUGCACAUGCGUGGAACACCGCAGACAAUGACCGAACUCCACGACUACCCUAACGGCGUCAUCCCCGAAGUCUGUGCCGAGCUUCGUGCCCGCAUAGCAGCCGCCGAAGACGCAGGAAUUCGUCGCUGGCGCAUCAUUCUUGACCCCGGUCUCGGGUUCGCAAAGCUCCAACCACAAGACCUGGAAAUCCUGCGUGAGUUACCAGCUCUUCGAGCCGCUGAAGGUCUGGACUGUAUCCCGUGGCUGAUGGGCCCAAGCCGAAAACGUUUUAUCGGAAAUAUCACGGGCGUCAAGACACCCAAAGAGCGCGUCUGGGGUACUGCUGCGACCGUUUCGGCUAGUGUUGCCGGCGGUGCCGAUAUCGUGCGUGUGCAUGAUGUGAAGGAGAUGUGGCAGGUUGCGAAGGUUGCUGAUGCAAUUUAUCGUGUCUAG